AUGGCCUCGCCACUCUUCCGAUCGCUCCUCCGCAUGCCUGCGCCUUCACGAUCUCUCCUCGCCGCUGCUCUUGCUCCCCCAGUCAUCCUACCAACCAUUGCGGCUAAACGACCAUUCACUUCCUCCUCGCCAUUCCUUGCAACAUACAACCAGGUAUUGCGCGGCGCACGGGUUGGGCAGAAAGCACGAAGGGCUACUUCGCCAGCUUUGAAGAACAAGCCCGAAUUAAAGGGAGUAUGUCUACGUGUAGGUACGACGAAACCCAAGAAGCCCAACUCGGGAGAGAGGAAAGUUGCGAGGGUCAGAUUAAGUACGGGCAUGGUCAUCACAGCAUACAUCCCUGGUGAAGGUCACAACGUGCAGCAGCAUUCUGUGGUGCUGGUGAGAGGAGGUCGAUCACAGGAUUGCCCUGGUGUGAAGUACCAUCUUGUGCGAGGUGCGAUGGAUUUGGGCGGUGUUGGUAAUCGCCUCACAAGCCGGUCCAAGUAUGGCACCAAGAAGCCCAAGGCGGCUUGA
This is a messenger RNA of Recurvomyces mirabilis, 516 nucleotides long. RefSeq lists its product as uncharacterized. Lineage: Eukaryota; Fungi; Ascomycota; Dothideomycetes; Mycosphaerellales; Teratosphaeriaceae. The record is from RefSeq and is a predicted model, not a curated record. Gene Ontology annotation, biological process: translation. Gene Ontology annotation, molecular function: structural constituent of ribosome. The coding region runs from base 1 to 516 and encodes 171 amino acids. Gene Ontology annotation, cellular component: small ribosomal subunit; ribosome. The transcript has 3 exons.